AUGUCUUCAUUGAACGUUGCUGUUUCAUUUGCUGUCGCACUCAAUCUUUUUUUGCAAUCAUUCGUUCUUGGCGACCCUGCAAAACCCUGCGACCGAGACAUUUGCAAACUUCCUGAUUGCUUCUGCAGUGGCACUGAAAUCCCUGGUAACUUAUCCCCGUCCUCCAUUCCUCAGAUUGUCUUCGUAACCAGUGAUGCUGCCAUCAAUGCAGCUGAUUUUUUCGACUACGAGAAGCUCUUUGAUGGAAGCUUGAAGAACCCAAACGGAUGCAAUAUUUCGGGAACAUUCUUUGUUUCUCAUGAGUACACUAAUUAUUGUGAGGUUCAAGAUCUUUACAGUCAACGUCACGAAAUCGCUGACAAUUCGAUCUCCCGACGGCUUCCUAUGCCAUGGUGGGCAAAUGCUACAGAGGAAGAACAGAAAGAGGAAAUAGGAGGAAUGAAAGAGAUUCUGCGGAAAUGGGGAAACGUGAAGGCUGAAGAUGUGAAGGGUUACCGAGCUCCGUACAUCCAAGUGGGUGGUAACACGGAGUUUAAAGUACUGAAGGAUUUAGGCUUCAUGUAUGAGUCUUCAAUGCCAACACAAUCGUUUAUUGAUCCACCCCUAUGGCCAUACACACUUGACUAUCGCUCAACGCAGGAAUGCGAAAUCCAGCCCUGCCCAACAGGUAUGUAAUAUCUUUAUUUGAUGAAGCAAGUAGCCCCCGGACAAAUGAGNGACCCUGCAAAACCCUGCGACCGAGACAUUUGCAAACUUCCUGAUUGCUUCUGCAGUGGCACUGAAAUCCCUGGUAACUUAUCCCCGUCCUCCAUUCCUCAGAUUGUCUUCGUAACCAGUGAUGCUGCCAUCAAUGCAGCUGAUUUUUUCGACUACGAGAAGCUCUUUGAUGGAAGCUUGAAGAACCCAAACGGAUGCAAUAUUUCGGGAACAUUCUUUGUUUCUCAUGAGUACACUAAUUAUUGUGAGGUUCAAGAUCUUUACAGUCAACGUCACGAAAUCGCUGACAAUUCGAUCUCCCGACGGCUUCCUAUGUCAUGGUGGGCAAAUGCUACAGAGGAAGAACAGAAAGAGGAAAUAGGAGAGAUGAGAGAGAUUCUGCGGAAAUGGGGAAACGUGAAGGCUGAAGAUGUGAAGGGUUACCGAGCUCCGUACAUCCAAGUGGGUGGUAACACGGAGUUUAAAGUACUGAAGGAUUUAGGCUUCAUGUAUGAGUCUUCAAUGCCAACACAAUCGUUUAUUGAUCCACCCCUAUGGCCAUACACACUUGACUAUCGCUCAACGCAGGAAUGCGAAAUCCAGCCCUGCCCAACAGGUAUGUAAUAUCUUUAUUUGAUGAAGCAAGUAGCCCCCGGACAAAUGAGCCCCUUUACAGGUGGAUGUAGAGGCAGUUUGUUAUUGAUAGGGGGAGGGGUGUGGGGGGGCAAGGAAUCAUUAGGAAGUCAAGACAGAAUUGAUGGUGAAUGAUUGCACGAACGAAUGAAUAAAUAAAAUAGAUAAGUGAAUAUAAUGUAUAAAUGAAUGAAUGGGCGGAUGGAUGGAUGGACCAAUCAUGAAAGAACGAACGAAAGGAUGAAUAAAUGAAUAAAGAUAAAGGAAGGAGAAAUGGAUGGAUGGAUGGAUGGAGGAUGGACGGAUGAACGGUACACAUAAACUGAAUAGAAGAAAAGCACGUAUGAACACUAAUUUGUUUUCUUUAUUUUCCGUCUCCCUUCAGAUUCUUUUCCAGGUUUAUGGGAAGUACCUUUAGUUGAUUAUUACGAUACAAAAGGAAAACUCUGUAAUUUCGUUCUUUCCUGUACACCGCCUGCCUCAGAGGAAGAAGUCAUCGAACUGUUUGACUCCAAUUUCCAAUUACACUACACUACCAACAGGGCGCCAUUCUUCAUGCUGCUUUCAGCAGAAUGGCUUGAGAAUAGCACCUACCUUGGAGGUUAGUUUUACAUAUAAUUUAUGUGUGGGCUUUCUUGGGUGGUUGCAAGGAUAGCCACAUUAGCAGCAAAGAUUAUAAAUCAAUUUCCUAAUUGAGUCAACAAAGCGCAAUCAUAGCUCCUCCCAUGUAAAGUAAUUCAAGCCACUCGUAGAUUCCGGAUUCUUUGUCAGUGUCCUUGGAAUCCAGAUUUCUUGUCGAGCUGAAUUCUGUAUUCCGAACUCCAGAACCCCGGUAUCCACGAGCAAGCACUUCUAGGUUUCUAGAAUCCGGGGCAACGUAGAGUUUACGUAAGCUUCGCGGUGCUUCCAUGGUUUUAUUAAUUUAACCCAUUCGCUCCUGGAGAUUUUGCCGAAAAACGCGUUUUGAAGCUAGUCGAGUGGUUUCCUGGUCACUGUCGUGCUAUAAAGAGCUAAAACUUACCACAAACCGGUUUACAGGUCGUGCACUUCGCGGCCUUCUGAUCCAGAUGCAAAAUAUCAGCUUGCGAAGUUCGGGCAUGCGCAGAGAGCAAAAUUCGAGAUAGUUUUUGGGUUUAAAAGUGACACAGCAGUCUUGACUUUUACUUUUCGCUUUCUCUCCUCCCUUCUUUUUUGGCUUUUCUUGCCUCAAUUUUUUUUCUCUUGCUGGGCAUUUAGUAGGCUUCAUUUUGGUGGGAAGAGUUUUUAGGAAAGCUUUUAGGAUCUUAGGAUUAGGUGAAAGGAAAGGUAGGUGGGCAAUGGAACAAGAUUUUCGUGGAGAUUUUCAGGUCAANUUAACCCAUUCGCUCCUGGAGAUUUUGCCGAAAAACGCGUUUUGAAGCUAGUCGAGUGGUUUCCUGGUCACUGUCGUGCUAUAAAGAGCUAAAACUUACCACAAACCGGUUUACAGGUCGUGCACUUCGCGACCUUCUGAUCCAGAUGCAAAAUAUCAGCUUGCGAAGUUCGGGCAUGCGCAGAAAGCAAAAUUCGAGAUAGUUUUUGGGUUUAAAAGUGACACAGCAGUCUUGACUUUUACUUUUCGCUUUCUCUCCUCCCUUCUUUUUUGGCUUUUCUUGCCUCAUUUUUUUUCUCUUGCUGGGCAUUUAGUAGGCUUCAUUUUGGUGGGAGGAGUUUUUAGGAAAGCUUUUAGGAUCUUAGGAUUAGGUGAAAGGAAAGGUAGGUGGGCAAUGGAACAAGAUUUUCAUGGAGAUUUUCAGGUCAAUGUCAGGUGGUAUUUUGCUUCUUUCUCCGGUGUCCUUGACUGAAUUGUGCUCAUUCUGGUAUGGUUUGAAAGAUCUCUUCACUCUGCACAAGUUAGCGGAGAAAGUUGUCCUUGACCGUUAAAACUGAUGACGUCACAAAGGGUAGAAAGGACCUGGAUGCGCACGGCGGUUACGGGCGGUUCAGGGGCGAAUGGGUUAACUCAACGCAAACAAAUUUGAGCAUGGGCGUUAUGCACAGUUUUUGGCUUUCAAUGCUUUACUAUCAUUCCAGUUCCAAAACAGUUCAGUGGAAUUUACGAGCCUACGGUGACUCAGUGGCACAUGAUUCCGGCUCAAGAGUCUUGCAAGUUUGCAGCCGAAUGGCCAAAAAAGGGCUGAAGAUUUUGACUGAGCAUAAUUCACAGGAAGCCCACAUUAGUAAUUGACAUUAAGUGAAAAUGAUUAUUUCAAUUUCAUAGGGACUGAUUUUUUAUGUUUGUUGUUGUUGUUACGAAAGGAACAAAGACCUUCCUUAGCAAAUUGACCACGAUGGGGGACGUUUGGAUUGUGACAGUUUCCCAGGGUCUUGAGUGGAUCAAGAACCCAACAACGCUGGACAAGAUUGAAGAUUUUAAACCCUGGAAAUGCGACACCACAGCCCCUCCUCCCUGCCCCGCUAGCCAGUGCAAAGAAUGUUACUAUGCCGACCGACAGCGCUUGAUGAGCACAUGCGCACCAGCAUGCCCACCCAAUUACCCAUGGGUUGGAAACCCGGAUGGAAACUAA
Messenger RNA from Porites evermanni, 3875 nucleotides. NCBI's taxonomy places the organism in Eukaryota, Metazoa, Cnidaria, Anthozoa, Scleractinia, Poritidae. The record is from the annotation of a GenBank genome assembly.